This is a messenger RNA of Aspergillus melleus, 1065 nucleotides long. RefSeq names its product FAD-dependent oxidoreductase. Gene Ontology annotation, molecular function: oxidoreductase activity. The transcript has 3 exons. NCBI's taxonomy places the organism in Eukaryota, Fungi, Ascomycota, Eurotiomycetes, Eurotiales, Aspergillaceae. The record is from RefSeq and is a predicted model, not a curated record. Bases 1 to 1065 code for a protein of 354 amino acids. Gene Ontology annotation, cellular component: mitochondrion.
AUGAGCUCGUCCGGCGGCAAGAAGACAUCGGUGCCUCAUCUGGUGCGCACUGCUGCUGAACCCCGCCAGAACCGACUCUACAAUGUGCACAUCUCUCAUAUUGAGCAAGUCAAUCCGUCGAUUCGACUAUUCCAGUUAGCCAUCCCUCCUCAAAAUGUACUAGAGACCCCCGAGUCGGAUGAUGCCGAGUCCUUUCCUCAACCAUUCGCCUUCCUUCCCGGUCAAUGGCUAGACGUUCAUAUCCCGUCUGUCGCCCACGCCGGUGGGUUCAGCAUCACCUCCACGCCCGCCGAUGCACGGGUUCUACCAACCCCAGAGCCAGCGACUGAGCCUCUGGUGGAAAGUGAGGUCGAGACAGAGACCUCCCCCGUUGAACUUCAAGGCAGAGCCCCCUACGUAGAGCUAGCAGUCCAGCAUGCGCCGGGAAACCCGGCUAGUGCAUGGCUCUGGCAGGCCCCCAGUGAAAUCCAAGGAAAGGAAUUGACCGUCCGCGUUGGAGGCAGCUUUGUGUGGCCUCCAUCGGGUCUUAACCUCGAAGAGGUCCGGAAUGUCGUUCUAGUUGCUGGUGGUGUGGGGAUCAACCCCAUCAUCUCCAUUCUUUCCCACUUAAACAACAACGUCGAUGAGAUCACAGCUCUUCGGCACCCCUUCAAUAUCCGCCUCCUCUACUCCACAAGGUUGCCCCGAUCGACUGGUAAUACACCGACAGCAUCUUCCGAGUCGCGUCUCGACCAGGUCCUCUUCCUCUCGCGACUUCGCCAGAUCAUCCGCGGCCAUUCGCAAUCCCAUCGUCUACGGAUCUCUCUCGAUCUCUUCCUCACCAACCUGUCCGAUGACCAACAUAGCCUGCUGCAGGAGACUCCGGCAGAUCUAACGAUCCAUUCGCGGCGGAUUAAUGAUGGUGAUUCAGAGAGGAGCUUAACGGGUCCAGACGGGAAAGUUAAUCCUACUGAUACAGUAUGCUAUGUCUGUGGUCCGCCUAGCAUGACGGAUGGUGUUGUAGAUGCUCUAGGGGGUUCGAUGGGCUCGGGGAAGGAGAGAGUGUUCUUUGAGAAGUGGUGGUAA